AUUACACCAUCGUGCUUGCCUGAAAUUCCAAUUAUCUGGAGUUUCCUAAAUCCACUCUCCUCCUCUCAUCCUCAUCCCCAUUUUCGCUGCUUUGUGCGCUUCCCGUAUCGUCGCAUUUUCACGCAUACCUACAGAGUCACUACGCCUCGCCUACACCUACACCUACACCUACACACACACCUACGUUCGCCUCCACUUACCCAACCUCCAACUUCCAAUCGCUCGCUAUCAAAGGCCCUGCACCCCCCAUCCCCACACCCAUACCUACAGCCACAGCCAGCAGACCGACUGUUGUUCUUGCUUGCAGUAUCCACAUCUGCUCACGAACUCCUCAUUUCCUCCGCAUCGCAUUUAUAACUUCUCGACGGUUGCCUCUUUGUCUGAGAACCCUCUUCCUUCCCCUUCCUCCUCGAAAUUUCUCGCCGCGACUCCGAGACCUCCGACCCAUCGAGCAGCCACUGACGCCUACGCCUUUUGGAGCGACCACCUACCUACCUUUGCAACUCAACACCAAACAUCCCCCCCUUCACCGACAGACACCAUGGGAAGCUUCGUUUUUACCUGGUAUGUGGGCGCGUUCGCAUUCUCAACAUCAUCGCCAUCUCGGUCGAUAUUUCGUUGUCGCAAUUUCCCAAGCUUGUUUGUUGUUUUGCGACGGCGGUGCGCUCGUGGCGAUACCGACUUGAUCUUUCGUCGCAGCUCCUCGAAACCUUUUCCUGUGACCCCCACACAUUCCACGGAGCUUCUAGCUGACGAUUCUUUUUUUCCAGGGAACAUCCCGCAUCCGAGGUUUACGUGACGGGAACAUUUGAUGACUGGUCAAAGAGCGAGAAGCUGGCCAGGACGGGUGACAUUUUCCAGAAGGAUGUCAAGCUCAAGAGCGCGGAUGAAAAGAUCUACUACAAGGUGCGUUGGAAUACAUUUAUUGUUCUUGUCCAUCAAUCGACAAACUGCAACAAGUGGGUGUGAAUGCGGAUCUUGGAGACGGUCCACGGCAAAAGUUCCGUCCAAUUCAGUCCGCGAGAAACUCCGUCAAGUGGUGUCGUUUGCUCAGGUUGACUUUCUGGAAAUUUGUAUUGCUCGAGAUUUGUCUCAAGCGCGCUCCAAUUCACUCCUCGAAUUCAAGGCAUCUCACCGAAGGUUCUUGCAUGUGCUAUGGCGUUGAGUUUUCACUGAGGAUGACUUCCCGGGUGUGACGCGUUCCAAAUGCUGCCUUCUGGUUUCCCUGGAGCGGGCGGUGAAGCAUCUCAACUUGGAAAUUAUCAAUUGCUGGGGUCAGGCGCUAAAUUGCGGCGGGCCCAUUGAGUGACGCUUUCCCUGGUUUGCAGGCAGGCUUGGAUCGUCAGCUGUCGCCUAUUUCCAACCCCGCGACAUAAGCCUUGUUGGAUUUUCAAUAAAAGAACCUUAUUCCCGCGAGCUUCGGCUGAAGUCUCUUCCCUUCUUCAAGACUUAACCUUUUCCACGCAUUUUCUAACUCGCUCUAUCUUCUACAGUUUGUUGUGGAUGGAAAUUGGGUUACCGAUCAUACAGCACCUCAAGAAAACGACGCCUCGGGAAACUUGAACAACGUUCUCACCCCCGAUCGAAUUAGCAAGCACAAAUCCGAAACUGCCGGAAUCAUGUCAGGAGUUGCCCCAACCUCUACCACAGCCGAAUUGGCUAAGAAUGUUCCUCUCGAAAACGAAAAGAAGGCACCUCUGGAGCCCUCUGGAUCGUCAGGUCUACCCGGUGCAUUUCCCGAGACGCCAGCAGCUGUAGAGAAGGAUGAGUUUUCUGUCAACCCCCUGCCAGCUGCAGAUGGCGCAGUCAACCCCAUUAAACUUGCCCCAGGAGAGAAGAUCCCAGAUACGGCCUCUUUCAACAAAAAUACUAUCAACUCCGGUGUCCAUGACGAUCCUGAACUUGUAGCAGCAGAUAAGGCAAAGAGUGAAGCCGAGCCUACUUUGAGCGUAUCACCACUACCAGCAUUCGAGGGUGCCGUCAAUCCUAUAAAGGUCGCCCCUGGUGAGAAGCUUCCCGACCCGAGUACCAUUACCGCCAACACCUUGACUUCUGGUGUCCACGACGAUCCAGAAUUAGUCGCUGCAGAUAAAGCAAAGGGUGAGUCUGAGCAAACCUUUAGCGUGUCACCACUGCCUGCGUUUCCUGGAGCCGUAAACCCGGUUAAAGUUGCUCCUGGGGAGAAGCUUCCCGAAGUCAGCACUUUGACUGGAAAUACGACCACGUCAGCUGUUCAUACCGACAAGGAAUCUUAUGAGAAGGGUGAUUCACUUCCCCCAGUGCUUCCCCCGGUCGUCACUCCUCAAAACGAGCGGGAUUCCAAAGGCACCGGCAUUCUCGACCUCCCACCAAUCUCCAAGAAUUUAAUUCCCGAAUCAGGCUUACCAAUUGGAGCCGCAGGUGUUGGAUCAUUUGAUGCCGCCCCAACGAUAAAGUCUGCUGCACCCGGAAGCACAACUGCUCAGCUCGCUGGAAGUGUACCACUCGAAGCGACCAAGGUUCCUGAGAUAGUGAAGGAAAGCCAAGAAAAGGCAGGAGUCCCAGCGGAGGCUAGUGGUGUACCCGAGGAAGUAAAGGAGAAGAGUGCCGUUGAGAAGGAGCUUCUGAGCGAGGUUCCAGUUGCUCCAUCCACCGCUGAGGGCACAAGUGGAAAAGGUACAGAAAAGACUGAGAAGGGACUUACAGGUGAGGCAGCUGCCGCCGUUUCAGGUGCUGCUGUUGCUGUUGGAGGUGCCGCUGCUGGUGGAGCUGCUCUUGUAGCGAGCAAGCUUCCAGAAUCUGUAUCGAGCAAGUUGCCCGAGUCUGUUCAGAAAUCGGCUGGAUCAACAAACCCUACCCAAGACGCACCGCUUGCCAAGGAUACACCUGAAAUUGUAAAGGAGUCUAUUGCUGAAUCUGGAAAGGCACCCGAGGCCGCCAGCAAUGAGGAAGCUGUCUUGGAGAAGAAGGCCGUUGAGCAGGAACUAUUGAAGGAAGUUAAGCCUGAGACUUCGACCGGUAAACCAGCACCCAAGAUUACAUCCAAAGCUAGCCUCCCAGCUCCAGCAGCGCCCCAAAAACCAGUUGAGUCCCGUGACGUAUCUCCUCGAACCGUUCCAGGCACCCACACCCAGACUCAACCAAUCGUCACCACCGGUGUUGAUUCCUCCAAGGCUGCUGAGACCUCAUCAGCAGCACCUGCCACACCUGCAAAGGACGACGCACCUGUCACUCCUGGAUCCCCAGCCAGCGCUACAGCCGAAAAGAAGAAGAAGAACCGUAAUAGUCUUUUUGGAAGAAUCAAGGCCAAGUUCCACAAGGAUGAAAAAUAG
Messenger RNA from Hymenoscyphus albidus, 3311 nucleotides. Lineage: Eukaryota; Fungi; Ascomycota; Leotiomycetes; Helotiales; Helotiaceae. The record is from the annotation of a GenBank genome assembly.